Thunnus maccoyii (southern bluefin tuna) is the source of this 1744-nucleotide messenger RNA. RefSeq lists its product as uncharacterized. The transcript has 2 exons. NCBI's taxonomy places the organism in Eukaryota, Metazoa, Chordata, Actinopteri, Scombriformes, Scombridae. The record is from RefSeq and is a predicted model, not a curated record. The coding region runs from base 131 to 958 and encodes 275 amino acids.
GAUUUCCCUACCCAUCCCAUCCUCAAACUCAGACUCACAUAUCCGCUCUUCAGCAGCGACCGGAGGCUCAGGUUCUUGAACACCUCCCACCGUCACACAGCAUGCUACCCGAGCCUCUCCUCUAGAAGUGAUGCCUGCUUUCAGCCCCCCUACACCUCUGCUGUGUGUCCUGCUGUGUGUGUCAGUAGCUCUGCAGCGCUCUGACCUGCGCCUGGCCUACGUGACCCACAACAGCUUUUUCUACUACUCCUGCAGCCAGAAUCCACAACCUUGCAGCGUCUCAUCACUAACAGACUGCAGAUGCAAGGACAUCCAGCUUGCCAUGCUGCACCGCCCCCAGUCACACUCGUCUCCUGUUUUCCGGAUGAGGCGUUUAACUGUUUGGUACACGUCGCCUUCAAACACGGCACGUCUGCUCAACAACUCCGAGGUGAGGCAUCUCACUCUAGUCCAUUGUGGUCCUGGGGGAUCCAGAGAGAAAACAUUUCACGGAUCAGUUCCACAGGAGGGACAUUUUGCUGUGCAACACCUGGAGAGGCUGACAGUGGUAAACCUGUCGCAGAAGCCAGUUCCAGAUGCAAACUGGGCCAAAAACACAGACUCAAAUAUUGAUCCAGAGAGGGAUUAUGGUGCUCACUUAGACACAAACAGAUACAGCAGGGACAGAGACACAAACCUGGACCUGAUUGCAGACAUAAACAGAAAUUCAGAAGCCCCGUCCUUGGCUUGGUUCUCACCCCAGAUCCAAGACAUCUUCCUGGGCAGGGAGCUCGGAGCGGCAUAUCAUGAACAGGCCAGACUGGGAAUCAUCCACAGCUCUGUGCUGGAGUUGGAAGCAGCGGUCAAAGUCUACACGGUCCAGACACACAUAGACAGCGACGGAGUACUACCCUUUCCUGACCUCCACCUGCCCAAGUUACCAGAGACAUCUGUCAUAUAUGUCAGUUUUGUGUACUGACACAAAGGGGAAACAACAAGAGGAAGAUGAUCCAGGAUACCUGAAUUUUGGUUGGAGAAUAAUCCCUUUAUCCUUUUAAAAUGGGAUGUAAAAUGGUUAUUAGUUUAUAGAUUAUGUUGCCUUUUGUUUAUAUAAGCUCACAUUUGGGAGGAAAAACAAAACAAAUCUUUUUAAUACAGUACCAAGCAAAAGUUUGAAGACAUUUUGAGAACUUCCCAUUAAAGCUGUAAGUUCAAUACUUGAAAAGAUACGAUACGAUACGAUACGAUACGAUACGAUACGAUACGAUACGAUACGGUACGGUACAGUACGAUACAAUGCGAUGCGAUGCGAUACGAUACGAUACGGUACGGUGAUGCGAUAUGAUUUGGCUUGCUAACAAGUAUGAGCAUGCUCUUGUUGUGAGCUACUUGAAUGGAGUGUGUCUUGGGUCAGGCAAUAAUCUGCACAAAUUCGGAUUUGAUUGUAAAGUUUAGUUUUAAGUUUCACAUAUAGGCUGCUGAACAGGCCGUACUGCAAUACAGCAUGACACUCUGAAUAACUGAUUUAAAAAAAAACAGAAAAGUAAUCUGGCUACUGGCUCCAAAAGAUUUGAGUCUAUGCAGAAAGUAAAUGUAAUGUUGUAUCUUCUUACAAAUAAAUUCAAUAUGAGGAGUCCAUGAUAGGGUGGUGUUAUGAUAGAUGUUUUAUAGGUUUAUUACUUAUAAAACAUUGUAACAGUGAACACAACAUUAUGAAACCAGUAUUUAUAAUAUAAAUAUAUAUAAAUAGGUAUUUUAUCUAGCC